Cooperia oncophora is the source of this 222-nucleotide messenger RNA. The record is from the annotation of a GenBank genome assembly. NCBI's taxonomy places the organism in Eukaryota, Metazoa, Nematoda, Chromadorea, Rhabditida, Trichostrongylidae.
AUGACGGAUACGAAAACUAAGGGUAGCAUUUCGUUGAAAGGUUCAGCGCAAUUAGUACAGGAAUUUUUCCAUUACGGAAUCAAUAGCAUACUAUAUCAGCGAGGUUUAUAUCCUGGUGAUACGUUUAAAAGAGAGAAGAAGUAUGGACUUACACUACUGGUCACCAAUGACUCGAAAUUACAACAGUUUCUGGAGCCUCUUCUGAAGCAAAUAGAAUGUUAG